GACAUGGCCCUGUACUGCGGGGACAACUUCGUGUACUCGCAGCCCGCCGCCGCCGCGCCCGGGGCGCCCCCGACCCCCAGGGCGCCCUACGCGCUGUCCGACUACGCCGCGCCGCCCGCCGCCGCCGCCAACCCCUACCUGUGGCUCAACGGGCCCGGCGUGGGCAGCGCGGCCUCGGCGGCGGGCUACCUGGGCGCCCCGCCGCCGCACCCCGGGGCGGCGCCCGGACCCUUCCUGCAGCCGCCCGCCGCGCCGGGCACCUUCGCGGGCGCCCAGCGGGCCUUCGCGCAGCCCUCGGCCGCCGCGCCUGCCUCCCCCGCCGGCUCGGCAGCCCCGGGCGAGCUGGGCUGGCUGUCGAUGGCCAGCCGCGAGGACCUGAUGAAGAUGGUGCGGCCCCCCUACUCGUACUCGGCGCUCAUCGCCAUGGCCAUCCAGAGCGCGCCCGAUCGCAAACUCACCCUCAGCCACAUCUACCAGUUCGUCGCGGACAACUUCCCUUUCUACCAGCGCAGCAAGGCUGGCUGGCAGAACUCCAUCCGCCACAAUCUGUCACUCAACGACUGCUUCAAGAAGGUGCCCCGCGACGAGGACGACCCAGGGAAAGGUAAUUACUGGACUCUAGAUCCAAAUUGUGAGAAAAUGUUCGACAAUGGAAACUUCCGUCGGAAGCGUAAGCGCCGUUCUGAGGCCAGCAACAAUCUCACUGUGGCUUCAGGGACAUCAAAAUCAGAAGGCCAGUCCUCCAGACUAAGAGUGAGUGGGAAGCUAGAAAGAGACAGCCCCCCUUCUCUUCUGAGGUUGCCUCAGUCACCAGAGCCUCCAGAGGACACCAAGAGUGCUGCCUCACCUCCUGGCGUGUCCACACUGACCUCUACUCCAUGCCUCAACACUUUCCUCAGCAGCCUCAAUACUUUAAGUGCCAACCCCAGCAGCAUGAGCGUGAGCACCCAGAGAGCCAUCCCAGGCAGCCGCCGCCACCUAGGGGGGCCCCAGCUGCCCUCCAGCACAUUCCCCAGCACCUCCAUCCCAGACGGCUCUCCAGACUCCGUGCAGCUGAGCAGUGCGGGUGGAAGCAACCAGAUACCUUACCACAGCCCUUUCCCUAGCUACAGCAGUGGGGACCAGAGUAGCUCCUUCAGCAGCCCUUUCUACAACAACUUCAGCAUGGUCAACAGCCUCAUCUACUCUGAUAUAUAAACUCCAGCAGCUUUUCCAGGUUUCUCUGGCGGUGUGCCUCUCUGGAGAAAAAGGAACCUUACUUAGGUGCCUCUGAGGACUAGCUUUGUUAUAUUCUUCACUUGUAUAUCAUAGCAGCAAGCUCAAAUGUGUAUAGGCAGGUUGGUGGGGGGAAAGGUUGUUGGAGUUAUGGGUGGGAAAAUUAAAGCUUCUGGCAGCUGGAGGCACAGGGAAUUGGCCAGCUGGUUAUUUCCUCUAUGACAGAUUUUUUUUUUUUUUUUUCAAGAAAAGCCAGAUAAUCUGGGAAAAAAAAAUUUUAUCUGAAAAAAUUUUUCUAUAAGAAACCUAAUUUUGUGACCUCCUGUUAUAUCUAGGAAAAGCCACAAACCCUUUCUGAAUCCAGCUCACAAAGUUACCUCUGUCUGGAAAUGGUAUGGAAGUAUUGCAGGGAUGCUUUGUACCAGCUGUUCUACAUAUCUGGCCUUGAACUCACUCAAAGGCCUACCUCUGCCUCCGAGGGCCAGGAUCAAGGGUGUGCGCCACCACACCCGGCAACAGUGAGUUCUUAAAACAUGCCAGAGAUGGUGUAAGCCUAGAGACCACAGUUCCUGGUGGUAAACCAGGCAUCCUGACCAUUUUAGCUUAUGUCCUAGGUAUUUUGUUGAAAGUGAAAUCUUCCAGGGUUCUUUCGAUUGGUUUGGUUUUUGAGAAAAGGUUUCUACAUGGCUCUGCCUGUCCUGCAACUGACAAUGUAGACUAUGUUGGCCUUGAACUCAAUAGAGAUCUGCCUCCCAGGGGUUCUGGGAUUAAAGGUGUACACCAAGCCCGGGCUAGUCUUACAGUUUUUAAUGAGAAAUUAUUCCCUUGUGAUCAACUUCUUUAAGUUAUACCUUUAUGAAUUUGUUUCAUCACCACCACCUCCCUUCCGCUUCCCUGAAGAAACUUCAUUUGAAUCAUUUUGUAGUGGGCAGAGUCUAGCAUGUCAUCAUCAGGAAACAGUUGGUCGUCUUCAGUGGAACUCAUUCAAAGCUUGCUAAGGAACAGCCCUCCACUAAAAUGAAGGUAUACUACAGGCUCCCGGGUAACAUGGUUUUGAGAUGUCACCGUGAGACAGGAACCACAUAUAACAGGUUGGGGGGGGGGGAUCCCUGUGGUGUUUUUGGUUUUUUUCUUCUGUUUUGUUUUUUUAAAGAUAGGGUUUCAUGUCCCCUGUAUUUUAGAACUCGUGUCAUUAGUUUAAAAUUUUUUUAGAAAUGUAUGGAAAAAUUUUUAAUGGCUUCUUGAUAUAUAAAUUGCAUCACCAUUGUUUAUUCACUAUUAUGCAAAAAGAUAACCAAAGAAACCACCUGGCCUCAUACUUUGUGCAUAACAAUUUUUCUGAAUAUUUUUGUAUGUGAAGAAUCAUAAGGAUUUUUAUGAAUAUUUCUAAUACAAUUCUAUAUUUGUAAAUUAAUUUAUAAUGUCUGUUGGAGCUGCAAAGAUUUUUUUCCCAAGAAGAUACUCUGCAUGCUAAGAAUAAACUCUUAAAUGGGAUCACUCCUGGCUUUUGCAUCAUUGCUUUUCUGAACUCAGUGUCUUUCUUGAAGGGAUAAAAAUGGCUGGCGUGGCAGGAAGCCACUAAGGGACUCUGAGAGCAGCUGACUUUGCACUUCCGGAUUUGCCCUUCCCCAGGUGACAGGGCUAGAAAAAAAAUUACUCUUCAGGAAGGGCUUUGGGCAUGAGUGUUGGGUUUAUUUCUGAUAUAGUAACGGUUCUGUUAGAACCUGACACCUUCCUAGGCUCUAGUUGGGGGUAGAGGAGGGACGAUGCAGGGUGAAGAUCGUCUUGGUGAGGUGGGGCAUGAGGUUAGGAAGCUACAAGCAGCCCGUUUCCUAGGCUACAGCUGAGAGUUUGAUUUGGCCCCAGCCAGAAAGUUCUUUGUACAGGCUGUCCUGUGAAUUAUAGGAUGUCUUAGAGGCCGGAAGCUUACCCACACAGUUGAAAUACCUACCCUCGGUGGGAAGGUGGUGACCUGGGGCCAUAUUACCUCAGUGAGAACCUUUUACCCUAUACUUUAAGGGGAUCAAUUGUGAGGACUAGUUGGGAAGAAACAAAAACUGGAUCAAAAUGUAUUUGAAUGUAUCUGAUCAAAAUGGACUAGAUCUGCUGCUGGGCAUGGUGGCACACGCCUGUAAUCCCAGCACUCUGGGAGGCAGAGGCAGUCGAGUCUACAAAGUGAGUCCAGGACAGCCAAGGCUACACAGAGAAACCUUGUCUUGAAAAAAGUACUAGAUCCAGGUAGCUGAUUGACAUUAGACACUAGAAUGAUAAAGCAUUGUGAGGAUCUAUUGACUACCUUUGAGGGGUCAGUAAGGUGGCUGAGACCCAGCUUGAAAUAUACCAGGGCACUGGCUCUUGCCAUCCAUAAGCUUAAAGAUAAAGAAAGAUGCUUCCUGGGCCUGGGUGAUCCCAGGUCAAAGUGCACCAGCAUCCAUUCACUGCAGACUUCCUGCAUUUAUGUUGUUUUCUGCCUUGGAAUCAUAUCAGAAAAUAUGGAGUUGGGCUAAACCAUACUUUGGGUUGCUUUUCAACAGUGCCAAGAGUAAAAGGCCUACAAUAUGUAAUAUGUAGCUACAUCUAUAUGCAGCUAGGGUCCUGGUGGGUAGGGGCUGCAGCCAGGCUGGGGUUAAUGUGUGUCAGCUUUCCUCAGCCUGGUGUGCCCUUUGAAUACAGCAGGGCAUGAGAAUUUGAGGACCUAAUCGGCAGGUUUUACAUUUCCAUCUUUGUGCAUGUAUUAUAUUGGCUUUUGGAAAUAGUCUUUGAAGGCCAGGCUGGCCUUCAAACUCACUGUGUAGCAAAGGCUGAUAAUGAAUUUUGUUCAUCCAUAUCCUAAGUGCGGUGCCACCAUGCUCCAUUCAUCAUGACAUUUUAACAUCCUCUAUGGCUCUUGAACUUCCUGAAAAAGGCAGCCAAGGAGCUUUGAAAACAGCUCUGCAGCCCUCCCCCUCUCUGCAGGCAACUAUGCUCCCAAAUCCCUUGCAAGGCAAAGCAAGGCAGGCAGAGAACACAAAAGGCUCCCCAAACUUCAGAGGAGCUUCCCAGGGCCCUCUCUGCCUUCUGAGGAUUUGAAAGCACCUGUCUGUAAGGUCCAUGUGGCUUUUGUCUUUUCCCCACUGUUUCUGGGGCUAAAACCUUGGAGGUCAUUAAUGAGAAAGAAAUCCGUGGUGCCCUGCCGGGGCAGGAGGUCGGCUGGCCUCAAGGCUAGAGUCCUGGCUUUGGCUUUGCCUUUGUCAUGGAAAGCGGUCAGCUGGGACUUGCGGUUAGGUAGGGUUAGGUGGCUGGCACCACUGAGAAAAGGAAUUUACCCGACAGAUUUGGGAACAAAACACAAAAAGGCCGAACAGACUAGAGCCUUACUGAAUUCCUCUCUAGGAGGCCUAAAGAAUAGUCCUUUAUCAUGUUAAAAAAGGUAAGUGUCACUAUUAACUCUCGUGUAAGGUGGCAAGCAUUGUUCAAAACACCUAUGUGACUGACUUCCCACUGUAUCAGCCCUCCUAACAGUGAAAGUAGGGAGUUAUUACCCAGCAUGGGAGUUUUUAUAACUGGGCCUGAUCAUUGAUCUAAGUGGCUGCUUUCAGGCAAGUGCUCAAACCAGGAUCCAAAAUAAAGCAAUGGGGUUGGAGAAACGGCUCAAUGUUUAAGAAUGUAUACUCACUCAGAGAAGCAGAUUGGGUUCCCAGCACCCCAUGGGGGCCCCCAACUAUCUGUAACACCAGUUCUAGGGGAUCUGUUGCACUUCUGUGGCCUCCAGCGGCCCAGGCAUGCAUGUGGUACAUGCAGGCAAACAUACAUACAAAAUAAAUUCUACAAAGAAAAGAAAGGGGAGGAGGGAGAUGGUCUGGACCAGAUCUUUCUUACCAGUCCAGUUGGCCUCUCUGCAUCUCUGCCCUGAGGGUCACUAUAGCCUCCUCACUGGGCUUCCAUCCUCAGGCCUCAGCCCCUUGCCACCCACCUUCUAUCUAUUCCUGCUGUGCCAAACUCCUUCUUACUACUUGGAAACCAGCAUGCCUCUUACUUGCUUAUUUAAGUUGAGUUUUGAAAAAGGGUCUCACUUUAUAGCCUAAGCUGGCCUCAAACUUUUGUCUCAGUGGCUGGGAUCUGCAAGAAUGAGCCAACACACCCCAGCUCAUAUA
Molecule: messenger RNA, 5348 nt
Organism: Meriones unguiculatus (Mongolian gerbil)
Lineage: Eukaryota; Metazoa; Chordata; Mammalia; Rodentia; Muridae
Gene: Foxi3
Product: forkhead box I3
Exons: 2
Coding region: 4-1197 (397 amino acids)
Biological process (GO): anatomical structure morphogenesis; cell differentiation; regulation of transcription by RNA polymerase II
Molecular function (GO): RNA polymerase II cis-regulatory region sequence-specific DNA binding; DNA-binding transcription factor activity, RNA polymerase II-specific
Source: RefSeq, a predicted model, not a curated record